Leptonychotes weddellii (Weddell seal) is the source of this 494-nucleotide messenger RNA. It is a transcript of the gene CCL5, whose product is annotated as C-C motif chemokine ligand 5. Lineage: Eukaryota; Metazoa; Chordata; Mammalia; Carnivora; Phocidae. Gene Ontology annotation, cellular component: extracellular region. Gene Ontology annotation, biological process: chemokine-mediated signaling pathway; positive regulation of GTPase activity; antimicrobial humoral immune response mediated by antimicrobial peptide. Gene Ontology annotation, molecular function: chemokine activity; CCR chemokine receptor binding. The record is from RefSeq and is a predicted model, not a curated record.
UCCCUGCAGAGGAUCCCGAGACAGCAGGUGGCUCUCCCGCAGCCUAUACCCGCAGGUACCAUGAAGGUCUCCGCAGCUACCUUUGCAGUUCUGCUGGCCGCCGUCGCCGUCUGCGCUCCUGCCUCUGCCUCCCCAUAUGCUUCGGACACCACACCCUGCUGCUUUGCCUACAUCUCCCGCCGACUGCCCUUCACUCACAUCCAGGAGUAUUUCUACACCAGCAGCAAGUGCUCCAUACCAGCAGUCGUCUUCGUCACCCGGAAGCACCGCCAGGUGUGUGCCAACCCACAGAAGAAAUGGGUGCGGGACCACAUCAACUCUUUGGAGAUGAGCUAGGAUGGAGGGAGUCUUGAACCUGAACUCAUGCAAACUUCCCUAGUGCUUCUUGUUCUUGUCCUAACCAGCUUGGGAGACUCCCCACAAACUCCUGCUCCCACUCCCUCCUGGGAGGGCACAAAUUCCACCAGCCAGCAGCAGCUAUAAAAGCCUCCUCC